ACAUAGCGCAGGUUUGCACUUCCUAUUAGCUUGGGAAAGAUAGCGGACGAGCGGUCAAAAAAUAUCGAUGUAUUAAUGUAAAAAUUAUUGUACAUUUGCUCAGGAACGUGCUGUUUUGGAGUCUCUAAGGUCCAUAUUUGGGAGGCGAAAAUGAUCCGCUUUAUCCUCAUCCAAAACCGAGCGGGGAAGACGCGACUGGCUAAAUGGUACAUGCAGUUUGAUGACGACGAGAAACAGAAGUUGAUUGAGGAAGUGCAUGCUGUGGUUACUGUCAGAGAUGCCAAGCACACCAACUUUGUGGAGUUCAGGAACUUCAAGAUCAUUUACCGGCGUUAUGCUGGGCUGUACUUCUGUAUCUGUGUGGAUGUGACUGAUAAUAACCUGGCAUACCUCGAGGGAAUCCACAACUUUGUAGAGGUGCUGAAUGAGUAUUUCCACAAUGUGUGUGAGCUGGACCUUGUGUUCAACUUCUACAAGGUGUACACGGUGGUGGAUGAGAUGUUCCUGGCGGGAGAGAUCAGGGAGACCAGUCAGACGAAGGUCCUCAAGCAGCUCCUUAUGCUUCAGUCACUCGAGUAAAAAAAGAAAAAAAAAGUCAACAACUGUCUUUCUUACCUGGCCACAAAUCCGCUGCCCUGGCACCCAAAACAUCCUGCUCCUUGUUUCUAUCACUCUCAAAUGGACAUUCAUCAUUUUCCUGUCUCUGAAGAGCCAACAUUUACCAGGACUUCAAAGGAAGUGGGGUUCUGGGUAUUUAGUCAAGAUGAUUAAUAUUGUUUACAUAUGGAUGCUAGUCCAAUUAAUCUUUUGUCAUAAGUCUGUAUGUUGCAAUAUUCUGCACUCGUCUUACUGCUAAGGAUGUCAUAGAGUAUGAAAGCUAUACAGCACAUUUCAACAUGUUAACAUUUCAUAUACUGCCUUAGUUACAAUCAGCUGUAUUCUGUUUUUCUUCUCCCAAAAGCCAGUGGCCAUAGAAAUGAGUUAUUCCUGUAGUAACCAGUUAGUAAUUGCAUUUAUCGCUGUGCAGUGUAGAAACAGGUGUGACACUGCUCUGUUCUGCCCUCCUCUCAUUAACCUAAACAUUUAUUUAAUGGCACUACUGUGACUAACAAGCACCAUAGAGACUGCCUAUCAUGACCCAUGUGCAUUGAGAACUUAGAAUAGCUUUGCAGCCUUUUCUAUAAAUCCAUGUUAUGCAGGAUCUUGCAACUUUUAUGGUAUUCAUCAUGGCUGCUGUGCAAUUUAUCUGUGAACUGGAGUACGGGCAAACUACAAAUAGAAAUCUCUUCAGACCAGUUGACCCAGCACAGCAAGUUCAUAAUUGAAUGGAGUGUACUUGGAAUGAGUGCCAUUCUGACAAUGUGUUAUUGCAGCCUGUGCUGUCAGACAUCCUCAUUGCUGAUGGUGGUCAGUAGUAUAGGUUAUGUUACAUCAGAUGGUUGCAUUAUGGAUGUUGUAAUGAUUUCUGUUGCUUUAAAAAUGAUCUUGAUCAUUUAAUGCAACUCAUUACAUCAAAUGGUGCUGGUUGGUUACUCUCAAAAACACUUAAAACAAUACCUGGAUGUAGAAAGUAUAUUUUACAUAAAUCGGUGCUGUGAAAAUUGCUUUGUAUGGUGUGUACAUACAAUGUAGGCUGUGUUGAAUAUUAUGAAAUGAACAUGUGGUUCCUGCUCACAGAAUUUCCAUACAUUCCUUUGGCAUUGCAUAAAAUGAGUUUAAAUUCCUCUUAGAGACCUCUUAGUCUGACCACAAAAAAAAAAAAAAAAAUUAUUCAUGCCCCUUUGCUCAGCCUAAAUCUUUGACAUGGUCAGACUCCAAUUUUAACCAUAUCCUUUUGCAGGUCUCAAAGGUGGUUUCAUGUAUUCAAUUUUUGUAUUUUUUUUUUUAAUGAUUAGUGAAAUAUGUAAUGCUUCCCUUCUUGUCCACCUGUGUGUUGAUGGAAAUGAUUUGUGUAGUACGGUCUCCAUUCACCUAUCUCAGUACCUCCCUUUUUGUGUAAAUAAUAAACAGAUGAAGUAAA
Molecule: messenger RNA, 2020 nt
Organism: Archocentrus centrarchus (flier cichlid)
Lineage: Eukaryota; Metazoa; Chordata; Actinopteri; Cichliformes; Cichlidae
Gene: ap2s1
Product: adaptor related protein complex 2 subunit sigma 1
Exons: 5
Coding region: 151-579 (142 amino acids)
Biological process (GO): clathrin-dependent endocytosis; intracellular protein transport
Cellular component (GO): membrane coat; AP-2 adaptor complex
Molecular function (GO): clathrin-cargo adaptor activity
Source: RefSeq, a predicted model, not a curated record